UACACUCAGAUACACACAAAAAAAAAAAAAAAAUAGGAAAAGGAAACUGUUUCUCUUUUAAAGUUGAAGUGAAAAAGAAAUGGAUGAAAUAAGCCACAAAUUCAUACAAGUGAAUGGACUAAAACUUCAUGUAGCUGAAAUUGGGAGUGAAUCUUCUUCAUCUCCAGUUGUUGUAUUCUUACAUGGGUUUCCAGAAAUAUGGUAUUCUUGGAGGUACCAAAUGUUGGCCAUUGCCAAAUCUGGUUGUUUUAGAGCCAUUGCUUUUGAUUACAGAGGUUAUGGAUUGUCUGAACAGCCAGCAGAACCUGGACAGACAACAUUUAUAGAUCUUGUUAAUGACCUCCUGGGACUUCUUGAUGCUCUCAACAUCCCAAAGGUACCAUUCUUUUCUUACUAGUAAUUACACUGUAUA
Lycium ferocissimum is the source of this 412-nucleotide messenger RNA. RefSeq lists its product as uncharacterized. The record is from RefSeq and is a predicted model, not a curated record. NCBI's taxonomy places the organism in Eukaryota, Viridiplantae, Streptophyta, Magnoliopsida, Solanales, Solanaceae. Bases 80 to 397 code for a protein of 105 amino acids. Gene Ontology annotation, molecular function: hydrolase activity. The transcript has a single exon.